AUGUUUUCGUGCGUAGUAGUCACCAUUAUUCUUGCAGUCUUCAGUCGAUCGUGUUCUGCAGAUUGCCCAAAAAUCACCACUCAAAAGGAUUUCAACGCUACUAAAUACUUAGGUGCUUGGUAUGAAAUUGAACGAAACAACAUUAUUUUCGAAGUUGCAUCGAAAUGUGAAAAUGCUACCUAUACAGCUAAUGAUAAUGGAACUGUAGGUGUUUGGAAUCAAGCCAUUACUGAGUACAGCGGUUACUAUAGUAUUCACGGUAUUGCUCAAGUGAAAGAUCCUGCUGAGCCAGGUGCUUUGGAAGUUAUUUUUUCCAAUCCACCUCGUAAGGGAGAUUAUAACGUUAUUACAACUGAUUACAGCGAAUAUGCACUUGUUUACGCAUGUGAACCCAUACCAAUCAUUGGUGUCAGAAUGGAAUUCAUUUGGAUUUUGUCUCGAAAGAAAGCGCUAUCUCCAUCGCGUAUCGACGAACUUAAAAAGAUCUUGAAAGCCAUGGGUGCUAACGUUGAAAGUGUUAAACCAACGAAACAAGAUUGCUAA
Messenger RNA from Adineta ricciae, 543 nucleotides. Lineage: Eukaryota; Metazoa; Rotifera; Eurotatoria; Adinetida; Adinetidae. The record is from the annotation of a GenBank genome assembly.